AUGUUCAAUAUCACGAACCACGAUGUCGAUUGUGGAGGAGCUAAGACCACUAUCACAGAUGAUGGACGGCUGAAUAUUAAGGUUGAGAAGCCCGAAAUGAUGACUAUUUCACCUCAUUGGCGGCGUCCAGCUUACAAGAUACGCGAUACGGAAACAAAGAUUCAAGAAUGCCACGCGCUGCCUUCGCUCAGCAUAGUGAUCCAAGUUGUUGGGUCUCGUGGAGACAUACAGCCUUUUGUUGCCCUUGGACUUGCUCUUGCCCGAGCAGGACACCGCAUUCGAAUCGCAACUCAUGGCACAUUCAAGGAAUUUGUCGAGACUCACGGCUUGGAAUUUUUUAAUAUUGGAGGCGAUCCAAAAAGGCUCAUGGCGUAUAUGGUAAAGAACCCUGGGUUAAUGCCCAGCAUGAACAGCCUUCGUAGUGGAGAUAUUCAACAAAAUCGAGCAGAUAUAAGAGAAAUCCUUGAUGGUUGCUGGCGAGCGUGCUUUCAGAGUACAGACGAGGACUCGAAGCCUUUCUUUGCCAAUGCGAUUAUCGCCAAUCCGCCUUCAUUUGCACAUAUACACUGUGCAGAGAAGUUAGGCGUACCUUUGCAUAUCAUGUUCACGUAA
This is a messenger RNA of Penicillium waksmanii, 612 nucleotides long. RefSeq lists its product as uncharacterized. Bases 1 to 612 code for a protein of 203 amino acids. The transcript is spliced from 2 exons. The record is from RefSeq and is a predicted model, not a curated record. Gene Ontology annotation, biological process: carbohydrate metabolic process. Gene Ontology annotation, molecular function: hexosyltransferase activity. NCBI's taxonomy places the organism in Eukaryota, Fungi, Ascomycota, Eurotiomycetes, Eurotiales, Aspergillaceae.